Symsagittifera roscoffensis is the source of this 2782-nucleotide messenger RNA. RefSeq names its product polyribonucleotide nucleotidyltransferase 1, mitochondrial-like. Bases 348 to 2708 code for a protein of 786 amino acids. Gene Ontology annotation, molecular function: RNA binding; polyribonucleotide nucleotidyltransferase activity; 3'-5'-RNA exonuclease activity. The record is from RefSeq and is a predicted model, not a curated record. Gene Ontology annotation, cellular component: mitochondrion; cytosol. The transcript is spliced from 4 exons. Gene Ontology annotation, biological process: mitochondrial RNA 3'-end processing; mitochondrial mRNA catabolic process. NCBI's taxonomy places the organism in Eukaryota, Metazoa, Xenacoelomorpha, Acoela, Convolutidae.
GUUUAUAAAUUAAAUGAACGGUGAAUGUUACGAUUUAAUUACAAGUCCUGCUAAUUAGCGGCAUCAGAGCUCUGGUUUCAACAUUGAAUCGUCCAACUGUGAAUUGAUUGAACUGGUUGGAAAUAUUUUCCUGUGUAGAUUCAGUGUUUUUCUUGGCAAUUUUAACUCAAGAAAGCUGGCAUGGGCCAAGCAUUACGUUAUUUUAAAAUCCAUUCACCCGUGCUUCGAUGGCUAAAAAGUAAGCAAGAUUUCGUGACUUUUAAUUAAGGAUUCAUCGAACUUACUUUUCCAGUUUCAUAUGUCUAAUUCCUGCUAGACGAUUCUGUAGACGAUGAGUUUAUAUAGAAAUGCUAAAACUAUUUCCUCACUUGAACAAAAGUUUUCGUCGCAAUCAGGCGCCAUGGAGCUCUAUCAAGUCAGCUUCUAGAAUAAUUUCUCUUAGAAAUUCUCCCGAUUUGCAGUUGUCGACUGGAAAUUUAGCACGUUUCGCAGAUGGGUCAGCGGAAGUCAAAAUUGGGGAAACUUCGGUUCUUGCUGUGCUAGUUUGGAAACAAUCGGAUAUAAAUUCGUCUUCGUUUCUACCGUUGACAGUUUCGUUCAGACAGCAACUUGCAUCACUUGGCCGAAUUCCUCUGUCGUUUGAUAGACGAGACAGGUUCAAUUCGCCAUUCGAAAUACUGACAAGUAGGCUAAUUGACAGGUGUAUUCGACCAGUUUUCAAGUCCAAUAUAUCUCCGAAUGUGGAGUUGACUUGUUCGGUUCUAAGUGACGACUAUGUAAAUGAUGCAGACGUUGCGGCAGUUAAUGCAGCCUCUGCAUCUGUCGGUUUGUCGAGUUUGCCCGGUUUCGUCCCGAUUGGCGCUGUGCGGGUGGCGGCUGUCCACGAGAAGGGAAACGGCAACACAUUCUUGGUCAACCCAACUCGUCAGCAAAGAUAUGAAAGCGAACUUGAUUUGGUGGUCUCCGCGGAUGUGAACGGAAACAUAACUGCGAUUCAGUCUGGAUGCAAUAAAAUACCAAAGGAGCUGUUUGUUGAAGCGCUAAAAGCGGGAACUGAUCAAGCUACCCAUCUGGCCAAUCACAUCCACGAGUUCUCACUCAAGCAUUCCAAGCCUAAAACUGAUCGUCUAUCCGGCAAAGCGAACUCUCGAAUUAGCUUAACUGAAAAAAUCUACAAGAUAGCACACGAAAAAAUAUAUGGGGUUUUCAAAGAUAAUUCUCACGAUAAAAUGAGUAGAGAUGAUGCCUUGAAAACAGUUAAAGAAGAAACGCUGGGGGAGAUGAAAAGUAAAUUUAUUUCUGGCAGCCAAAAUAUUGAUUCCCGUUUUGAUAAUUUGCACCAAGUGUCUGCAAAUCUGGAGGCUAAUAAAGAAACAAGAGAUGAUAUUUCCAAUUUUGAUUCGGACUUCAUUUCCGUAAUCGGGCGUUGUUUGAAGUCUCUCGCUUUCGAGGAAAGAAAAAGAUGCGAUGGUCGUUCACUCACUGAAAUUCGCCAUAUUGAUUGUAAGACGUCAGUCUACCCUGCGUUACAUGGUUCGGCUUUGUUCUGUCGUGGUCAGACGCAAGUUUUGUGUCGUCUUUCAUUUGAUUCUCUCUCGGCCUCCGAACGACUUGAUCCGAUUUCAGCUUCCAUUAAAGGACAUUUGAGGAAAUAUUUCAUGCUGCAUUAUCAGUUCCCACAGUACGCUGUGAACGCUUUUUCGGGUCCGAGGGGAGGAGCCAACCGAAGAGAGCAGGGGCACGGGAACUUGGCUGAAAUGGGAAUUGCGCCUCUGGUUCCGAAAGAUUACAAGUUUGCUAUCAGGCUGCUCACUGAAGUAUUGGAAUCCAACGGGUCAUCAUCUAUGGCCUCAGUGUGUGCUGCGUCUAUGGCCCUCAUGGACGCAGGAGUGGACAUAGAGGAACAUGCAGCUGGAGUGGCUAUAGGACUAUUCACAGAACGACACACAGAGGACGAGACAUUGAUAGAAAGUCACGAACUGCUAACUGAUAUUUUAGGCUUCGAAGAUUUCUACGGCGAAAUGGACUUCAAAAUUGCAGGCACUAAAUCAGGUACCAUAACAGCUUUGCAAUGUGAUGUAAAGAAGCACGGCAUUCCCCUUCAAAUAGCCAUCGAAGCUGUAGAGCGGGGGUCUUCAGCUAUCUGCGAAAUUGUUUCAAGAAUGGAACAAGUUAUCAGUCAUGCGAAAGAUGUCUCCAAGUCGCCUAACAUGCCCAGGCUUAAAGAGUUCUCAUUGCCCAAGUAUCAGUUCGGAGCUGUCUUCGGACCUGGUAGAAUGAAUGUGAAACAUUUUGAAGAGCGAGGCUGCAGUUUUGUGACCAAAGAUGAAAAUACUUUGUCUGUUUUUGCGCCAAAUGAGCGCAUCUUGUUCGAAGUUUCGCAGUCUUUACAAGAAAAACUGAGUGUCAUCAAAGAACCUGUUCUGCAGUUUGGUCAAAUUUGUAAGGCAAAAAUUGAAGAAAUUGUGGAAAAGGGCGUUUAUGUUACAAUAUAUGAAGGCCAAACGCCAGUUUUUGUGCCCAAUUUUCAACUGGAUUCGAAAAUGAUUUCACAUGCGUCUGUUUUGGGAUGGACUGUGGGUGAGAAUGUGAAGGUGAAAUACUUCGGAAGGGAUCCGUCCAACGGCAAGAUGAGACUGUCCAGGAGGGCUCUGCUAGUGCCGGCAGCAGAAAUGACUGCCGUUGAUUUUCUUGCGAAGAAAACUUGAACAGAGACUCAAUCUGAAGUUUGUUUUUGCAAAGUAUCAGUUGGAUAUCCUGAUAAUUUAGUCUUUUCUAUUCA